Molecule: messenger RNA, 1872 nt
Organism: Miniopterus natalensis
Lineage: Eukaryota; Metazoa; Chordata; Mammalia; Chiroptera; Miniopteridae
Gene: PLEKHN1
Product: pleckstrin homology domain containing N1
Biological process (GO): 3'-UTR-mediated mRNA destabilization; response to hypoxia; positive regulation of apoptotic process
Cellular component (GO): cytoskeleton; mitochondrial membrane
Molecular function (GO): phosphatidic acid binding; phosphatidylinositol phosphate binding; cardiolipin binding
Source: RefSeq, a predicted model, not a curated record
CCGCCACCACCACCCAUGGGGAACAACCACUGCGUCCCCCAGGCUUCCAGGAGGCUCCGGGCCUCCUUCUCGAGAAAGCCCUCGCUGAAGGGAAAUAGAGAGGACGGCACCAGGAAACUAGCUGGCCUUUUUGGCAGCGAGGCCAGUCCUGACGGGGACACCACUGCCGACAAGAUCUUCUACUACAUCCCCGGGACGGACCUCCCGGGCCUGGAGAGCCAGCGAGAACACCUGGACCAGCCGUUCCUGAGUGUUUUCAAGAAAGGGAGGCGCAGGGUGCCCGUGAGGAAUCUGGGCAAGGUUGUGCACUACGCCAAGGUCCAACUGAGAUUCCAGCACAGCCAGGAUGUCAGCGACUGCUACCUGGAGCUAUUCCCUUCCCACCUCUACUUCCAGGCCCACGGUUCUGAGGGACUCACUUUCCAGGGGCUGCUACCGCUGAUGGAGCUGAGCAUCUGCCCAAUGGAGGGGUCCAGGGAGCAUGCCUUCCAGAUCAUAGGCCCAUUGCCUGCCCCCCUUCUGGUGCUCUGCCCCAGCCAGGCCGAGCUAAGCCGCUGGAUCUACCACCUAGAAAAGCAGAUGGCCCUCGUGGGAGGGCUGCAGCGCUGCCACUCGGCACCCCCACUGGACCCGCCUGAGGAUGAGCUCCCCUGGAGUCUGCAGCACAGGCUGACCCAGCUGCGGACGGCGUGGGGGCGCCAAGUGGUGGGCAGUGCCAUCUGUGCCUCGAGGGUCAAGCUGCAGCACCUGCCAUCACAGGAGCGGUGGGACCGGAUCCUAGUCCUGUACCCGACUUCCCUGGCCAUUUUCUCUGAGGAAGCUGACGGGCUGUGUUUUAAGGGGGAGCUUCCGCUCAGCGCCGUCCGCUUCAACCUGGAGGAGAAGGAGAAGCAGAUCCGCUCCUUCCUGAUCGAAGGCCGCCUCAUCAACACCAUCCGAGUGCUGUGUGCCAGCUACGAGGACUACAGCCACUGGCUGCUCUGCCUGCAGACCGUCUGCCACAGGGAGGGAGGCCCCCUGCUACCCGGCCCUGAGAGCUUCCCGGGGCUGCGGGGGCCCACCCAGGUGCUGGGCAGUGGCCGAGGCUCACUCUCCUCAGAUGGACAGACCAGCUGGGACUCGGGGUACCUGGCACCCCCCUCUACUCGCACCAGCCACUCCCUCCCUGAGUGCUCAGUUCCAUCCACAGCUGGUUGCCCUGCCCAGCCUGCAUCUGACCAGGCCAACCCUGGCUGUACCAGCACCAGUGGGCAGAAGGCAGAGCUAAGACGGGGUGGCAGCAGUCGGUCACCCAGGAGCAAGGCCCGGAGCGAGGGGCCGGGCCCAGCCACUCCGCUGCACCUGGACCUGACCAAGCUGACCAGGAUGAACCUGGAGGGUGGCCCAGAGGCCUUCGACCACUCACUGGAGACACCUCACUCCCCCCUGUACGCCGACCCCUACACACCACCUGCCACCUCCCACCACAAAAUCAGAGAUGUCCGGGGCCUGGAUGAGUUCCUCACUGCGAUGAAGAGCUCACUUGGACCCGCGCCCUCGAGCCCGUUCCCCUCCGUCCCUGUGUCUGUGCCUAUCUCCGACCCCAGCUCUGGAGUCUCCAGCCCCCACAUGCUCUCCAGGAAGGGAGCCCUACAGUCCCGAGCCUCUCAGCGACACCGGGGCUCCAUCAAGGGCCGUGGGCCCCGGCCCCCAGACUCUCCUCAGCUCGUCUCCACUUCCAGGGAAGUUUCGCCCGACCCCCUGCUGCCUCCCCCAGAUGGCGAACCCCCCCGGAGCUAUGACAACAUCUGGGACAAGGCUCCAUCUCCUUCCCGCCAGCGGUGGCCCCGUGAAGCAGCGGAGGCUGAGGGGGGCCUCAGCCAGUGGAUCUGA